Molecule: messenger RNA, 923 nt
Organism: Anas platyrhynchos (mallard)
Lineage: Eukaryota; Metazoa; Chordata; Aves; Anseriformes; Anatidae
Source: RefSeq, a predicted model, not a curated record
GUACAGGGUGAGUAAAAAACACUCGUAAACAUGUCCAAAACCCUAGCGACCAUGAGGGACUUUUUUAUUUUAUUUCUUUUUCGCCAAGGGGUGUUCAGGGUUUUAUCCUAGUGACCAUCUCCAUUUGGAUGGGGACAAUUUUGCCCCACAAGAUGCAUCCAACAAGAGUAAAUCCCCUCUCAAAACAAACAAAGAAACACAAAAACACACAAAAAAAAUGCUUUUAAAGCAAGAGUGGAGGACACAAGAAACAUUUUUAUGCUGUUGCAAAAGUUGGGUAUAGUCAUGACCAGAAAGGGAGCUUGAAAAAUAGCCUGGAGAACCCAACUCAGCCCUGCUCGGUUUUCACGACAUUGCCCUCAAACAGCCUCAGUCUCACCCCAAAAUUUUGCCUCCAAGUUUUUCAGAAGACGCCGACUCCUCCCAACGCUCUGCAGAACAAGAGCGAGGCUGGGGGAAGGAGCAGGACAGAGGUGUGCAUGAUUACCUCCCUGCUGCGCUACGUCUGCCGCUGGAACGGCUCCGCAGGCCACGGGGGCUGCAAGCUGUGCCCCCAGUCUUGGCAGCUUUUUGGGGACCAGUGCUACCAGGUUUCCAAAUCAACUGGGAAUUGGACGGAAGGCAAAAAAGACUGCGACAGUCGGGGUUCCCAUCUGGCCGUGUUCCGAAACACCACCGAUAUGGAGCACUUAAAUGAGGGGAUCCAGCAGGACAGCAAGGACAAGCUAAUUGUGUGGAUUGGAUUAAAGGUAUCCAACAACACAUGGAAAUGGGUGGACAACUCCUCCUUCGAUGCCACCACGUGAGUACAGCUGCAACCCGUGGUGUGCGGAGCAGCUUUGCUCCACUUCUGCCCCAAUAUCUUCAAUAUUUGGUAUCUGCAACAGCUUUUUAAUCCCCCCGAAUGGCUUUAUAGCCCAAUA